This is a messenger RNA of Ochotona princeps (American pika), 2309 nucleotides long. RefSeq names its product solute carrier family 25 member 24 (gene SLC25A24). Gene Ontology annotation, molecular function: ATP transmembrane transporter activity; calcium ion binding. Gene Ontology annotation, biological process: transmembrane transport. NCBI's taxonomy places the organism in Eukaryota, Metazoa, Chordata, Mammalia, Lagomorpha, Ochotonidae. Gene Ontology annotation, cellular component: mitochondrial inner membrane. The transcript is spliced from 10 exons. The coding region runs from base 106 to 1533 and encodes 475 amino acids. The record is from RefSeq and is a predicted model, not a curated record.
GGCCCCUCCCAGCCAGGCCUUACUCAGGUCCUGGGCGCGCCCUGCAGCCCGCGGCCGCCGCUGCCUCCGUCACUGGGCCGUUCCUCGCCCACCGCCCCGGGAACCAUGCUGCGCUGGCUCCGGGGCUUCGUGCUGCCUGUCGCGGCCUGCCAGGGCGCGGAGCCGCCGACGCGCUACGAGACCCUGUUCCAGGCGCUCGACCGCAAUGGGGACGGCGUGGUGGACAUCCGCGAGCUGCAGGAGGGGCUCAAGAGCCUGGGCAUCCCCCUGGGCCAGGACGCCGAGGAGAAAAUUUUUACUACUGGAGAUGUCAACAAAGAUGGGAAGCUGGAUUUUGAAGAAUUUAUGAAGUACCUUAAAGACCAUGAGAAAAAGAUGAAACUGGCAUUUAAGAGUUUGGACAAAAACAAUGAUGGAAAAAUUGAAGCUUCAGAAAUUGUCCAAUCUCUGGAGACACUAGGUCUGACCAUUUCUGAACAACAGGCAGAGUUGAUCCUUCAAAGCAUUGAUGCUGAUGGGACAAUGACAGUGGACUGGAAUGAAUGGAGAGACUACUUCUUGUUUAAUCCUGCUACGGACAUUGAGGAGAUCGUCCGCUUCUGGAAACAUUCCACAGGAAUUGACAUAGGGGAUAGUUUAACUAUUCCGGAUGAAUUCACAGAAGAUGAGAAAAAGUCCGGCCAGUGGUGGCGGCAGUUGCUGGCAGGAGGGGUCGCCGGUGCCGUGUCUCGAACUAGUACUGCGCCUUUGGAUCGCCUGAAAGUCAUGAUGCAGGUUCAUGGCUCAAAAUCAAUGAACAUAUUUGGUGGUUUUCGACAGAUGAUAAAAGAAGGAGGUAUCCGUUCCCUUUGGAGAGGAAAUGGUACCAAUGUCAUUAAAAUUGCUCCUGAGACAGCCGUUAAGUUCUGGGCCUAUGAGCAGUACAAGAAGUUGCUUACUGAGGAAGGACAGAAAAUCGGAACAUUUGAGAGAUUUAUUUCUGGUUCCAUGGCUGGAGCGACUGCACAGACUUUCAUUUACCCCAUGGAGGUUUUGAAAACCAGGCUGGCUGUAGGCAAAACUGGGCAGUACUCUGGAAUAUAUGACUGUGCCAAAAAGAUUUUGAAGCAUGAAGGUUUUGGAGCUUUUUACAAAGGUUAUAUUCCCAAUUUAUUAGGCAUCAUACCUUAUGCAGGUAUAGAUCUUGCUGUAUAUGAGCUCUUGAAGUCUCACUGGCUAGAUAAUUUUGCCAAAGACUCUGUGAACCCUGGAGUCAUGGUGCUGCUGGGGUGCGGUGCCUUAUCCAGCACGUGUGGUCAGCUGGCCAGCUAUCCCCUGGCCUUGGUGAGAACUCGCAUGCAGGCGCAAGCUAUGGUGGAAGGAGCCCCGCAGCUGAACAUGGUUGGCCUCUUUCGAAGAAUCAUUUCUAAAGAGGGCCUCCCUGGACUUUACCGAGGCAUUACCCCGAACUUCAUGAAGGUGCUUCCUGCUGUAGGCAUCAGCUACGUGGUGUAUGAGAAUAUGAAACAAACUUUAGGGGUAACUCAGAAAUGACAGGUUUGAUGUUUUGACUUUGGCACGAUUAAUGAAAUUUCCAGCCAUUUCUGGGGAGACUUUUUCUCCUAAACUUGUAACAAGUUUGUGGCAAAACAAAAACAACUGUUCGUCUUUCACAAAAGGAAAAUACACUUCACUGAUCAGUUCAGGCAUUUGAGCUUACUUUUCUAUACACAGAAGUGUUAAGGAUCAUAGUUUUAGAAAGCCACAGAACCGUGCCAGGAAUACCUCUUUGGCAAGUCUCUACCCUUGAACCUUAAAUCUCAAAAUGUAUUUGCUUGAAUUAAAUUGGUUUUGUGUGGUAGAAUUAUUAAUCAGGAAUCUUUAGUUUGGUCGAUUUAAGUCUGUGCCAGUUCUUCUAUACUUGUAUGUCUGUUUCUUUAAAAACAAAAUGACUAUAAAACCUUGAGACAUAAAUUAUUUUAUAUAUUUGGGAUAUUUCUCUAGAUGUCUUAACAUUUCUGUGUAAAACCAAGAAGACACAAUCAUUGCACUUAAAAUAUGCCUUCCAAAAAUCAGAGUAAACUUUAUGCCUUUCCUUUUCUUUAACCAGAGUAAGAAUCAACAUAUAGAGCAGAACUUGUAACAAGUGAUGAAAUAAUAUUUAUUUUGGUGGGCACUUUUUCAUUUUCCUUUCAUUGUUAUUUGGUUCCUUAUAUUAUACACUGAUUGUCAAUACCAGGCAGCUUAUUUAAGAGAUUCUGUCUGUUGUUGCGUUGAAAAGCAGCUAUGAAAAAAAAAAAUCAAGUUCCAAACCCAAACUCAAGCCCUUU